GUCCACGUGUUUAAAGACCCCAAGAUGUCCAUGCUUGCGGAACCCCGGAGAAAGCAGAAGUGGUCUGUUGAUCCGAGGAACAGCGCCUGGAGUAAGGAUGAGUCGAAAUUUGGCCAGAAGAUGCUCGAGCGGAUGGGCUGGUCGAAGGGCAAGGGACUGGGGAGAACAGAGCAGGGGUCAACAGAACACAUUAAGGUCAAGGUGAAGAACAACAACCUGGGUCUGGGAACUGCUGCCAGCCACGAGGACAAUUGGAUUGCUCAUCAAGAUGACUUCAACCAGCUUCUAGCCGAUCUGAACAACUGCCAUGGUCAAAAUGACAUCAAAGAGCCCCCGACAGAAGAGAAGCAGAGUUUUAGUCUGGAGCAAAAGUCAAAGACAUCCAAAAAGAGGGUCCAUUAUAUGAAGUUUACCAAGGGAAAGGACCUGUCCAGUCGCAGUGACACUGACCUGGCCUGUAUCUUUGGGAAGAGGGCGACACACUCUAAAACCCAGAAGGAGGAGAGCAGUUGUUCUGAUUCCCAGGGUGAGGAGGAGGAGCAAGAGGCAUCCUUGAGCCCUGACCCUGAUGUGGAGUCCAUAACAAAGACUGUCACCAGCACCCUCACCAUGCAGGAGUACUUUGCCCAGCGGAUGGCUCUCCUGAGGAAGGGUCGUGAUGAGACUCAGGAUCCUGGCUCCAGCGGAGGACCAGCGGAGGACUACAGUGAGACACAGGCCCCAACAGAGACCUCCAACUACAUUCAGAACACCACAGAUGACACAGAGCAACCCAAGUCCAAGAGGAAGAAGAAGAAGAAGAAAAGAGAGGAGACUGCAGAGGUGGUGGAGGAAGCGGAGGAGGAGGAAGUGUGUGCAGUCUGUCCUAUAGUGGUGCACUGUGAGGACCAGGAAACCCCCUCGCAGAAAAAGAGAAAGAGAAAGCGAGCAGAGAAGGAAGACCUGCUGUCUGAGAACUGCAACGCUACCCCCGGUCAGGAACAGAACUGCGAGGAGGAGCAGACUCCGACUCAGAAGAAGAAGAAAAAGAAACGGAAAGAAACGAGUGCUGAAACAGAUUUAGUUAAUGGACAAGAACCAACUAAAAAUGAAACUGAGGACCAGAAGGUUGUAAACAAAAAGAAAAAGAAGAAACAGAGGGAACAUGUGGAGGAGGUUGUAGUUGUGGAUGAUGAUGAGGAGGAGGAGGACGAGGUGGUUGAGAUAGUGGACGACAAUGACGAGGUGGUUGAGAUAGUGGAGAGAAAAUCCAAAAAGCACAAGAAGAAGAAAAAGAAUGCAACAAUAGCAUCGUCUUAGAUACUUUCUACUGGAGCUGUCAACCCUACUUCCCGAAAACAAUGAACUCUCUUUGUCUCUUUAUUUUAUGUAUUUACUCACAAAUGAAUUUUGGUGUCUGAUACAUUUGUUUCCUGAUGGUGUGAAUGAGCGACAAAGACGUGAUUGGUCAGCCACCUUAUCUGCAAAGGAAUGUUCAGAUGCAGCGAACUAGUGUCCCAGACACCAAUUUGGUGCGUCUCUUCCCCAUCCGUUCUGAUAAAUAAAACUUAUAUUUCAUCCUACUAAAUUAAUACGCACUUGAGACAUUGAAAAUGGGUUAAGUGGCAAGCUGGUCAGGCCAGCGAGUCAUCAAUGUUUUAAGGACUCUUUUAAGGACUAAAAAAUCUGAUAGGUUUAUAUUUGAAUCAAAUCAAAAUUUAUUUGUAUAGCCCCUUUUACAACCAAUGUCACAAAGGGCUUCACAUACACCCAUAGAACUUCCAUCACAAUUUUAUUUAAAUAAAAAUACAGCUGUAUUGUCUUGAUAAAAUACCAUAUUGUGAAUAAUAAUCUCUGCAGGAUCAAUCAAAAUAAAGUUUGGUCAAAGGGCAGGAUAUAAGAUUUGAAUAUAAUUUCAUUAAACUAUUCAAACCUUGUUCAGCGUCAUUUGCAUCAUGUCAAUCACAGCUUUAUAAUGUCAUCCUUUCAACACCCUAUGUGGAUGUGAGGCUACAAUACAAAGAGAGUGAGGGUGGUAUGUUGACAAAUGACUACUAGUCAUGAUAUUCCAUGACACAAACAUUUUACUGUGUAGAUGUUUCCUGGUUACUGCGACUGUUUUACAUGUAAUGGCUGAAUUAUGUGGUCAGUCUUUCCAAUGUAUAAUCCUGUUAUCAUAAACUACAAGUUGCCUUUCUUUUUAUAAUGUCAUUUUUUUUACAACAUAGGGUGAACAAGCGGCUGACUGAAUUUUAUUUAAAUGCCACCUCAAAAGGUAUUGACUUUGAAAUCUACUUUGAUUUGAUUGUUUGGAUAGAUCACACUAUACAGUUUCCUGUUUCUUCUGUUGUCAUGACAUCCAGUCAUAGCUUAACAAGACCAUCUUGCAGCAGUGUUCACAUUAAAGGACAAACUUGUACAAAACCACAUGAAGCACACAGAGUACAGAGUAUGCCAUAUGUCAGCUGUUAUAGUCUCUCUGGUGCUUAUUGGCAUAAUUUCCAAAUAAACAUGCAACUAGAAGAGAUGGUUCAUGCUGGAGACCCUCAUAUUUUCAGAGGGUUACAAACAAACUUUCAAUACACAACAUUAUUUUAUUCAACUCUUCACAGCUAUAUUGUAUGACUGAACUUGACCGACUGACUGACUGACAUUGAUAGAUUGAUUGUCUGAUUGAUAAAAAGAAAAUGGUAGCACAGAAUUCACUCCAGACACUGCCUUACUUCACGUGACUCAUCUGAUGAACGAACACAUGGAUAAAUCCCUGUUUGAUUCUAAAACAUUUAAUAAAAUGUU
Hypomesus transpacificus is the source of this 2775-nucleotide messenger RNA. RefSeq names its product PIN2 (TERF1) interacting telomerase inhibitor 1 (gene pinx1). The record is from RefSeq and is a predicted model, not a curated record. The coding region runs from base 25 to 1299 and encodes 424 amino acids. Gene Ontology annotation, molecular function: nucleic acid binding; telomerase inhibitor activity. Lineage: Eukaryota; Metazoa; Chordata; Actinopteri; Osmeriformes; Osmeridae. Gene Ontology annotation, biological process: regulation of ribosome biogenesis. Gene Ontology annotation, cellular component: nucleolus. The transcript has 7 exons.